Messenger RNA from Salvia hispanica, 6242 nucleotides. RefSeq lists its product as uncharacterized. Gene Ontology annotation, molecular function: metal ion binding. The record is from RefSeq and is a predicted model, not a curated record. Gene Ontology annotation, cellular component: nucleus. Lineage: Eukaryota; Viridiplantae; Streptophyta; Magnoliopsida; Lamiales; Lamiaceae.
CUCAACAAAGAAAUCAACACCGCAUAAUUCUAGCUCACGCAAAAUUGACCAAUCGCCGCCGCCCAAUGGAUCUCCCGCCUCCGCCUCCACCGCCGCCGCCUGCCUUCAGCCGCCACCACCACCUCAGGUAUGAGAACGUCCUCCACCCUCCUGAUUUCCUCCCCCCACCACAAACCCCUUCGUUGAAUACUCCUCUUCCACCACCGCCUCCUCCUCCUCCGCCUCCCCUACAAAUUCAUCACAUGUCUCCAACCCUCCAUCCUCCGCGAUUUGCUUUCUCUCCGCCGCGAUAUCCAAUUAUUGAGCGAUCCCUCCGUUACGAAUUCGAUCCGCUACAAAAACCCUAUAUCCACCCCACCCUUCCUCCGCCUCCGCCUCCACCUCCACCGCCACCGCCUCCGAGAGAUGACGUACCCUUGCGAGUUGUUCGUGAUUAUCCCGAGAGGAAUCUUGUCUUUGAACAUGACAAUUUUUCUCGGGGUCGUAUUGAUGAUAUACGUGAAUUGCCUGGGAAUUGGGAUCGAGAUUUAGGUUGGGGUGCUCCGAGAGCUCAUAGCAGGGUUCCGGAGACUGAUAGAGGGAUUAUUGAUAGAUAUCGUGAUGUAAUUCCUGAGAGUUUUGAGCUGUGUAGAAAGAGGGAUGAUGGCAGGAUAUGGGAUAGUGGACUUCGUGAUUGGGGUUCUGAAUUGGACAGGAGGAGGGAAUAUGAUGAAAGGGGAUGGGAUAGUGGUAUGAAUGAUCGAAAUCGUGACUUGUACAGGGAGCGUGAUUAUGAUGAGAGGAGAUGGAAGGAUACUGGUAUGAAUGAGCGAAAUCGUGACUUGUACAGGGAGCGUGAUUAUGAUGAGAGGAGAUGGGAGGAUACUGUUAUGAAUGAUCGGGGUCGUGACUUGUACAGGGAGCGUGAUUAUGAUGAGAGGAGAUGGGAGGAUACUGUUAUGAAUGAUCGGGGUCGUGACUUGUACAGGGAGCGUGAUUAUGAUGAGAGGAGAUGGAAGGAUGCUGGUUUGAAUGAUCGGAGUAGUGACUUGUACAGGGAGCGUGAUUAUGAUGAGAGGGGAUGGAAGGAUACUGGUAUGAAUGAUCGGAGUCGUGACUUGUACAGGGAGCGUGAUUAUGAUGAGAGGGGAUGGAAGGAUACUGGUAUGAAUGAUCGGAGUCGUGACUUGUACAGGGAGCGUGAUUAUGAUGAGAGGAGAUGGAAGGAUACUGUUAUGAAUGAUCGGGGUCGUGACUUGUACAGGGAGCGUGAUUAUGAUGAGAGGAGAUGGAAGGAUACUGGUAUGAAUGAUCGGGGUCAUGACUUGUACAGGGAGCGUGAUUAUAAUGAGAGGAGAUUGGAUACUGGUAUGAAUGACUGGAGUCGUGACUUGUACAGGGAGCAUAGUUUUGAUGAGAGGAGAUGGGAUAGUGGUAUGAACAAUCUGGGAGACAAGGUGUAUAUUCAGAUGGAUGAUGAUGAGAUGAGACGGGAACAUAGCAGAUCUGCUGGAGUUUUGUCUCGACUGGGAAACAGGCAACCAGAGCUUCCUCAGAGUGAUCUAAGGUUUGGUAGGGUUUUGUCUCGACUUGGAAACAGGCAACCAGAAUAUUCUGAGGCUGAUCAGAGUUUGGGUGGAGUUUUGUCUCGAUUGGGGAACAGGAAACCAGAAUUUGCUGACGACAAUCCGAGUUUGGGUAGAUUUAGUGGUAGGUUAGGGGCUGGGGUUUGCAAUGUUGAUAAUGGGGAGUUGAUUUGGCCUGAUAAGAAGAAGAGAUUGCAGAAAAAGAAUACAUUACUUAGGACUCAACAAGGAAAAAUUCGCAGCAGGCACAUUGGAGGUUUUAAAUCUCAACACUUGGCAAACGACUCCAAUAGAGGUAGUUUCAAGGUCAAGGAAAAAGGAUCUGCGAAGAUGCAGACAAGAAUGGAAGUUAACAGAGAGAGGGAGCAGAGUCCUAUGGAGCUUUCUAUUUCAUUCAAGUCAAAUGCUCUUGUGGCAAAGGCUAUUCAGGUGUCACCUCAUCCAUCUACUGAAUUAAGUGUAAGGUCAAAUUCAGUGAAAGAAAGAACAGGGUGUGAUGUGUCUGCUUUGCCUGCCGCCAAACAGGAUAUAGUUUCAGAUUUCCAAUUUGAUCCACAAGAAGCUUCACAAGAGCAUAUUGAUAUAGGAGCAACAAAGCACCCUUUGCUUGGAGCCGAUCCACAGAUGGAAAGAGAAAAUCAUGCCAUCGAAGUUGAUGCUUGUCAACCCUUGGUUCCUAAAUUGAAGAGAAAAAGGAGCAAUUUGAACGCAAGACACGGGCUGGAGCGGAAACAGAACACUUUGAACACAAGACCUGCAUCGUCAUAUGUGGUCCAUGAUGUAAUGACCAAGUGUUCUGGUCGUUCUGGGGGAUUGGUAACUACAACUGAGGAUGCUGACCAUGUGCACCAGUUGCGAGCUGAUGGGGUUGCACAUCAGGCACAUGAAAACUUUUCAUCUCAAGAGAAAGCUGAUCGUGGAGACAGUCUGGACGUCAAUCAGGAUAUGAACAUUUCAAACAAAUAUGUACACGAUAAAGCUUUUGUAUGUGAUGCAGAUAGGGGUGCAAUUAAGCCUGCUAGCCAAUAUACUAAAUUUGGUAGAGAUAUAGAAGAUGAAGUUAGCGAACAUCCUAAUAUGGGUGAGGCAAUGCAAAUUAAAGGGCAUCCUAUCAUCUCUGAUGUUGGAUUUAAAGAUGCUAACUCAAAGGACUUUCUCCAGCCCCAUGAUGAUAUGCCCCAAGUUAUGUCUGAUGCAAAGCAAUUCAGAAGUUUAGAAGGUGCUGCUGUUACAGAUUGUCCAAAUGUUGCUUUUGACAUCUCAGUCGGUUCCUGCAUACUUUCGGCGAAUAAUAAGGAGACUUCACCUGAAUUUGAAGCAUCUUUUCCAGAUAAUAUGGGAACUGUUCUCCCACAUAAUGUUUACUCUAUUGAAGGAUCUCCCGAGAUGAUAAGUGGCAGAGAAAUUUGUGUGUCCAUUGAUAAUUCAUCCUCCAAGGUGAUAAUUGACAGUGAAACUUGUAUACCUGUUGCGAACUCAUCCAAGGUUACUAGGAAGAGGGAACAUAGAGGUGAUCAGAUGGGUGUUUCUCGUACGAAGACCAAUGUGAAUGUUGAAACAGUUAGAUUCACUGAUGGUGGAAACACGAGCUGUUUGCUAAAGGAUAUUGUUCCUGCAAUGGAUGGUGACUUUGUUGGUGAGAAAGACAGAUGCAAGGAGGUUAAUUGCUUACAAGAAGGCCCAUCUGGAGCACAGAAUUCAGACCUAGAGGUUCAUGUUACUGCAAAUGGCUCAUCCCAAGGCUCCCAGAAGAAGCAGAAACUUUCCAGCCCAAGAUCGAGUAUUUCAUCUCUUUCUGAAGAUGAUACAAUUGCAGAUGGGUUCAGUAGUCCGCUAAUUCUUGAGCAGCAUCCCACCAGGCCAUCUGAAUUGGGAGCUGAGCAAAGUGGGAAUACUUCAUCAGCACCCACAACCAUCUCACAAUGUCGAACCAUAGAUGCACGAGGUGAAGACUUAAAUGUUGCAAAUCAGGACGAGAAUCUGGUAGAUAAAGACAUAUUACUAGGGAUUGAUGAUCUGGCUUUAAUUACUAGUGGCAUAUCGUGUUCUUACAGAAAUGGUCCCAGUGCUUCUGAUUCUGGAGAUGAAUCGUUAGCAUCUAGCGUUGACAUGCGAUCUUGCAUGUCUUCUCCUGAAGGGCUGCAAGUUUACUCGGAUUCAUGCAUUUCCAGAAACACUGAGACAUCCGCCUGCCUAUCAGAUACUGAAAUGAUUUGUCGGAGUGACAAAAUAUCCCACAAAAAGAAUGUGUUUGCUGAUCCAAAUACCAAUUCUCUUGGGAAAUGUUUAGAGGAAGCUGUGAACAAAUCAGAAACUAAUCAUGUCGCGCCACAAUCUCUACUUAAGAAUACCAGUCAGUUUGUCAAGAAAUGUUAUCCAGUACAUGGUAAACUUACUUGGAGUAAGGACCAGGUUCCUUCUGCCGUUACUAAAGUUUUUCCUGUGCAGCAUCCUUCAAAUUUUAGUAAUACGAAGAAAUUGUAUCCUUCUCAUGCCACAAAAUCAAGGACGUGGUGUCGAACUGUUGACUCCACUGCUUCAGUUGCGAAACCUAAAGUAAAACCUCCUGUUCCUCAGAGUAAUGCAACGAAGGCAGCUGGACCUAUACAGAGUUCAUACAUACGAAAAGGAAAUAGUCUAUUGAGGAAAAAUUCCCCAUCAAAUGACACUUCACAUGGAUUCCCUGGUUCAAGCUGCUCAGUUUAUCGGCCAAGUCCUUGCACCAAUACUAUAAAGAGUGACCUGGAAUCUGAGUACAAGACUGGUGAUGCUGAUUCAUUAACUCUGAAAAGAACAGGGAAGGUAAACACUUCUGAAAUGACAAAAGCAAUGACCCAAAAUCGUAAUUGGAACUCAUUAAGUUGCAGUACUUGCACCUUGGAGGAGCCUUUACCCGUCAGUAAUCCUCACAACAAUGAUUUUCCGUCUAAAACUUUAGAUGUCAUGGAGGAGAGGAUAAAGUAUUCUCCGGCCCCUGAAUGCGGAACUGAUUCAGUCGUCGUCUCAGAUAGCCCAAGUACAUCCGUAGAAGGGAAUCCUGGGAAGAAGGUUAUUUAUGUCAAGAGGAGAUCGUAUCAAUUGGUUGCGACUUCUAAUUCUGAUGAUAAGUCUAUAUUAGGGGUGGAUAGUACACAGCCACGAUUAUCUGAUGGUUACUACAAAAGUAGGGAAAACCAGCUUUUAAGAGCAUCACCAGAAAAUCAUGUCAAAAGAGGGAAUGAGGAUGCUACUGCGUCUGGAUUGGUGCCUCACUCAAUUAUUCCUAAAAUUCCCACUAGGAGGCAAUCUAGUCUUGCCAAGACUAGCAGAUCAUCAAAAUUUUCAUUUGUGUGGAAAUUACAUGAUACACAGUCUUCAGAAAAGCAUAAGAAUUCAUUGAGACCUCGGAAAGUCUGGCCGCAUUUGUUUUCUACUAAAAGAGCUGCUUAUUGGAAAAGUCUUAUACAGGGUAUAAACCCGUCUCAUUCUAACAUCAGCCAAAAGCUGCUGGUGUCAAGAAAGAGAGGUGCAAUUUACACUAAAUCGAGUCAUGGAUAUUCUCUUAGGAUGUCAAAAGUCUUAAGUGUUGGCGGUUCUAGUUUAAAGUGGUCAAAGUCCAUUGAAAGGAGUUCAAGGAAAGCAAAUGAGGAAGCUACAAGAGCUGUUGCUGCUGCUGAGAAGAGGAAAAAGGAAGAAAAGGGUGCUGUUCACAUUGCUUCAAAGAGCAGAAACCAUGUUUCUCGUAAGUGGGUUCUUAAUGUAAAGCUGCGUCCAGGUGAACGAAUAUUCCGUAUUGGUUCAGAUCGCUACAAAAUGGAUCCAACAAGGAGGACUCUUCAGAGGAUCACAGACAAAGAAUCAUCAUCAUCAGUUGCUCCUCAAUCUAAAAAGAAUGUUAAGAGAUCUUAUAUUCCCAAGAGAUUAUUGAUUGGCAAUGAAGAAUAUGUUCGCAUUGGAAAUGGUAACCAGCUGAUUAGAGAUCCAAAGAAACGUGUUCGUGUCCUUGCAAGUGAGAAAGUUCGCUGGAGUUUGCGAACUGCUCGAUUGCGAUUGGCUAGAAAGAGUAAAUAUUGCCAGUUCUUCACUAGAUUUGGAAAGUGCAACAAGGAUGAUGGGAAGUGUCCAUACAUCCAUGAUCCCUCUAAAGUAGUAGUCUGUACGAAAUUCCUGGCUGGUUCAUGCACCAAUGUUGACUGCAAAUUGACCCACAAGGUUAUCCCUGAGAGGAUGCAAGAUUGUUCAUAUUUUCUGAAAGGGUUGUGCUCCAAUGACAAUUGUCCUUAUAGACAUGUACACGUCAAUCCUGAUUCAAGUGUUUGUGAAAAUUUCCUCAGAGGCUAUUGUGCUGAUGGCAAUGAGUGCCAGAAGAAACACACCUAUACCUGUCCGGCUUUUGAAGCAACUGGAGUGUGUCCUCAAGCAUCAACUUGCAAGCUGCACCAUCCAAAAAAGAAGAAAGAAAAGAAGCCAACGAUGGAGCAAAAGGUUGUAAGAGGGCGCUACUUUGAUGGUGGACUUGUUGGAGUUGAUGACUGGAGCUCAGCAUCAGCAGCAGCACCAGCGGUAGAGAAGCUCGCCACGAGAGGUAAGGAUGACAUAGGCUUACUAAGCGCUGGUUCUAUCCCAGGUGGGAAUAGUGAAAGAAAGAGAAGGGGAAGAAGCGGGGUAGAGGAAUUGGUCAACUCAUCAGGCUCAUGA